AAUAUAUGAUGUAGUAAAGCAAGCCUAGCUUCGAACUCCUUUUUUCCCGUUUGUGUCAACUAAAUUUUGAAAUUACAUCACCAUGCUGGUGAGCUGCCCGGUGGUUUGUCCAGUUGAGAAACUGGUCAAGGAACUCAAAAAGCACCACGUGAUUCCCCGUCUGCUGGCCUGCAAGCCCACGAAGGUGAUCAGUGUGCUAUAUCCCUGCGAUAUCGACAUCAAGCCGGGCAUUAUGAUAGUGAUCAACGAAGUGCUGAAGCAACCGAUCAUUCGGUUUAAGGCCAAUCCGGAGCAGUUUCACACGCUGAUGAUGGUCGACUUGGACGUGCCGCCGGACAAUCACACGGAGUGGCUCAUUUGGAUGGUGGGCAAUAUUCCGGGCUGCGAUGUCGCCAUGGGUCAGACGCUUGUGGCCUACGACAACCGGCGGAGCAUCCACGGUCAAAACAUCCAUCGCAUCGUCCUCCUGGCCUUCAAGCAGUAUCUGGAGCUCGACUUCGACGAGACUUUCAUUCCCGAGGGCGAGGAGAAGGGUCGUGCCACCUUCAAUUGCCACAAAUUUGCGAGGAAGUAUGCUUUGGGCAAUCCGAUGGCCGCCAAUUUCUAUCUGGUGGAAUGGAUGUGGCGAUGGACACCCACCUUCCUGUCCUCGGAACACGAAAUGGAACAUUAACUCGCGGAGUAUUAAAUUUGUGUUGCACCAUUAACUAAAUGACGAGGACUUCACCUCGUCCGCUGGGUACGAUGCAGAUGAUGGGGAGAGGCGUGUCAUAAACCUAAAUGGGCCACAGCCCACUAAAUACUGUAAUAAUCGCAUAACGACGGCAAAAUAUAG
Messenger RNA from Drosophila santomea, 835 nucleotides. RefSeq names its product putative odorant-binding protein A5. The record is from RefSeq and is a predicted model, not a curated record. The coding region runs from base 83 to 673 and encodes 196 amino acids. The transcript has 2 exons. NCBI's taxonomy places the organism in Eukaryota, Metazoa, Arthropoda, Insecta, Diptera, Drosophilidae.